UCAGUUGCUAGGAACAUCACAAACACAAAGCACACAAGGAGAGAGAGAGAGAGAGAGAGAGAGAGAGAGAGAGAGUAUCAAUGGCGGACUUUGCGCUUGGGUUAGCCAAGACGGCGGUGGAAGGGACCCUCAGCAGGGUCCAAUCCGCGAUCGAUGAAGAGACCACGCUGAAGGCGGCGGCGCAGCAAGACCUGGUGUUCAUCACCGGGGAGUUUCAGAUGAUGCAAUCCUUUCUUAACAUCGCCAGUAAGGAGCGUGCCAGGAAUGAAGUGGUGAGGGCCUGGGUGCGGCAGCUCCGUGACCUCGCCUUUGAUGUUGAAGACUGCGUCGAGUUUGUUAUCCACCUGGAUAACGACUCGACCAGGAACUGGGUGUGGCGCCUGGUGCCGUUUUGCAUGGCACCACCUCGGACUCGGGACCUCGACAGCGCAGUUUCUGAGUUGAAGCUGCUCAAGGCGAGGGUUGAGGAGGUGAGCCAGAGGAACACCCGCUACAAUCUAAUAAGCGACUCUGGCUCCAAUCACAUUCCAUCGGUUGUGCAGUUGGCCCCAACCGCCCCAUCAACAAUGGACAUCCUGAUGGAGCUAUGGGAGGCCAAUGGGAAGCACCGCGGUUUUUGCAACCUCCAAAAGUUGAUAACCAAUGAGGGCAAUAACCUUCAGGUAAUCUCUUUGUGGGGAAGUUCAGGAUCUGAUAUUGAGGGGGCACAGAUCAUCAAUAAGGCCUACUGUGACCCAGAAAUCAACCGGAUAUUCAAAGUCCGUGCCUGGGUAAAGCUGCUGCAUCCAUUUAACCCUGACGAGUUCCUCAAGAACUUGCAGACUCGGUUGCACGCCAGCUCUCGGUCUUGCCGAGCUGUCAAUUUCAAGGACAAGACUUCAGAAAAUGAUUCCAUGAAGCAAUUGACUGAGCAGAGAUAUCUGGUCAUCCUUGAAGGAAUACCUAGUGUUGCAGAUUGGGAAAUCAUCAGAAUGUACCUGCCAGACAAUAACAACGGCAGCCGGAUCAUUGUGUCCACUAAGCGGAUAGGGGAUGCCAUUUUUCUCACGGGGGAGCCAUACCGGGUAUCAGUGCUCCGAGAGUUCACAGGUGGUCAUUAUCUUUGUGCAUUUUAUAAGAAGGGUUCAGGGCGUCGAAAUGUUAUGGGUGACCUUAUUCGCCUAUCAAAACGUGCUGGUGUCGUCUCUGUUUGGGGGACCAGUGAUGACAAAUCAAGUCUCGUCAAAGAAUUUCGGGAUGAGUACCGGAAAAGAGAAUGUAUAAUUGACGGAUGGGUUGAUGUGGCCCAUCCAUUCAUUUUGAAGGACUUCUACAAGAGCUUGUUGCAGUCGAUCCAUACGGAUGGUAUUGAAUCUGCCCAUGGAUAUCCUGAAUCUUUCGUCGAUCUACACCUUGAACUAAUCGAAGGAUAUAUGGAGCGAUGUUUAUGUUGGGUGCUUUGUAAUCGAGACUGUCUGGUCGUUAUUAACGGUCUGCAGUCCACAGAGGAUUGGCAGCUUAUUAAAAGUGCAUUCGCAUCGGAUAUUAAAAGUUAUGUAAUUGUCAUAACGAACGAUGAAAGCGUGGCCACAAGUUGUGUAGACCAUGAAUAUCGUGCUCUCAACGGCAACGAUGUAGGCCUGCAUCCAUCCAUGCAACAGGUUUCUGACUACAAUGGAUAUGGAGAUUACGAGAAGGUUUCUCGGAAUAUCUUUCUGUCCAACAGGGCGAAAUAUAAUAUAAUGAGCCCGAUGUCUCAAAACAAGGUGUCUGCUAAGCUCGUAGACAGUACUGGGGUCACCUCGGUAUGGGGCAUUGCUGGUGUUGGGAAAUCAACUCUUGUCGGAGAUGAAUGUGCACGUAUGUCUCGACCUUAUGGAAAGUUUGCUUGGGUUGAUGUGCCAGAUCCGUUUGAUUUGGUGGAAUUUUCUCGGCUCUUACUUCUGGAUUUCCAUCAGGGUAAUCUUAAAGCCAUGGAAGCUGCAGCAAUUGGUAUUAUGGAGGGUGAGGACCCAAUUCAAGGAUGCCGUGAAAUCAUGCGUCAAGACGGGUGUAUCGUCAUUAUUGACGGUCUGCGGUCCACAUAUCACUGGGACUUGAUUGAAACUGUCUUUUUAUCCCAGCCUACUACGGAGGCCAAAAUAGUAGUCAUCACAACUGAACAACGCAUCGCCAAACAUUGUGUCAAGCAGCAAGUAGAUCAAAUGGUCAAUGUCAAAUGUGCAGAAGAUCACGAGGCCUGUGAGAUCUUCGAAAAGCUUAUUGAUCCUAACGGCACGGAGCUGGCUAGUCGAAUGGGAAAGGUGGACCUUGUAAAACUUGUGGCCAAAUGCGGUGGGCUUAUGAAAGUAGUGGCUGCCAUAGGAAAAGUCUCGUGGGCAUUCUUGGAGCAUAUGAAUGAUGACUUCAUGUUCAAAUUGGAGACUGAUCCUCAAUUCCAUAGUUUGAGUGGUCUUUUAUCUUGGAUGCAUUCCUACUUUGAUGCUUGUCCAGAUUCGGUAAAGCCAUGUAUCUUCUACCUUUCUGUCUUCCCUGCAAGCAGCAAAAUUAGGCGAGGCUAUUUACUGAGAAGAUGGAUCGCUGAGGGCUACUGCAGGGACACACCUGGUUGUACCGCAAAGGAGAAUGCGCAAAAGCGUUUGUCUGAGCUCGUUGAAUUGAGCAUAAUCCAGCAAGCAACAAGACAGAGCAAUUGUUUGUCUGAGCUCGUUCAAUGGAGCAUAACCCAGCAAGCAACAAGCAAGAACAAUUUUAAAGUCAAUGGUUUCUUCCUUGAAUACAUCAUCUCGCGGCCAAUGGAGGAUAAUCUUGUUUUUGCAUUGGAUGGACGUUGCAGUCCAAACACGCAACGCACAGGACAACACCUGACCAUAAUGGCAGACUGGCACAGGGACCAAAAUGUGUUUGAGAGCAUCGACUUCGCACGGCUGCGGUCUUUGACAGUGUUUGGAACAUGGUAUCCGUUCUUUAUCUCUGACAAGAUGAAGCGACUUCGAGUGCUGGACCUAGAAGACAUGAUAGCUGUAACAAAUGAUGACCUUGAGCAGAUAUUUCUGAAGCUGUUGAGCCUCAAGUUCAUCUCCCUACGAGGAUGCAGGAAGAUUAGUCGUCUGCCUGAUACAUUGGAAGGGCUAAGGCAGCUACAGACUCUGGAUGUAAGAUUCACCUCCAUAGUCAUGUUGCCAUCUGCUAUCAUCAAGCUUCAUAAGCUGCAAUACAUCCGUGCUGGUACAGAUCAAGAUUGGACAUCAGCAUCAACAUCAUCAGAGUUAGAAGGCCGUGAUAGCAGCAUAUCUGCAGGGCAGCCAACAGUACCAGCAUCUCCCGAAAACCCAGCACAGGCAGCUAGAUCACCAGAAGCCUCCCACAGGUCAAUGGUACCAAAGGUGGGAUGGGCAUCCAAACUUUCGCGUACCUGGAGCUCGUGUGCCCCAAAUCAUAAUGGUGGUGUUAAGGUUCCUGUGGGGAUUGAAAAACUUGCAGCCUUGCAUGCUGUUGGUGUGGUGAAUGUCAGUGCAGCAGGUGGGGAGGCCUUUCUGAUGCACCUCGCAAAACUAACCCAAUUGCUCAAGCUCAGAGUGUGCGGCGUCAAUAAGAAAAACUGGCCGCUGCUGUGUUCUGCACUAUCGGAUAAGAAUUGCCGUCUCGAAUCCUUGUCAGUGCGAUUCGACGAGGAUUGCCUCGACGAUAGCUUCAAGCCACCCAUGACCCUGAAGAGCCUUAAGUUGUACGGGCCUAUGAGCAGAUUGCCAGACACUAUCAAGGCUCUUGUCAAUCUCAAAAAGUUGGAUCUUGAGAUGACUAUUACAGGGCCAGAUGACGUGCACUUCUUCUUGAAAGAAAAAUUGCCAUGUAUGAUUAUCCUUAAUCGUCUCUGCAUCAACGUGCAAGGCGACCAGAAGGUAGAUUUAGACUCUAUGGCAUUCCCGUGCUUCGAGUUCAACUGGGAUGAUCCUUGUAAACCUCGGGUCCUCAAGAUGGAUUGCAGCUCCAAGUUAGAGGUAAUUUUCCGUUAUGGAGGCAUAUUUGAAUAUGUUGAGGUGCUGAUAAUCCAGUGCUCUAAAGGAUCAUCUUUCCGGGUUUCUGGGGGCGCUGGGCUAAGUGGUAUGCACGGUCUCAAGACAGUCUGGCUUAAGGGUUCCUACAGCGAGGAACUACGGCAGCAGCUGAAGGAACUUGUUGACGAUCAUAGUAGGAAGCCAGUCUUGAAGCUGGAGCCACUGCAAUAGUACAUGCUUUCUUGCUUGCCUUCCUUCUUUCGUUUUUGUAUCUUGCCUUGUAUGCACUUUGACAUGUAUCUUUCUUUCCGCAUUGCCGCCAUGACGGGCUUUGUUGCAAUCAAAAGGU
This is a messenger RNA of Triticum dicoccoides, 4326 nucleotides long. RefSeq lists its product as uncharacterized. The transcript has 4 exons. Gene Ontology annotation, biological process: defense response to other organism. The record is from RefSeq and is a predicted model, not a curated record. The coding region runs from base 81 to 4208 and encodes 1375 amino acids. Gene Ontology annotation, molecular function: ADP binding. Lineage: Eukaryota; Viridiplantae; Streptophyta; Magnoliopsida; Poales; Poaceae.